CCCGAUCACGUCCGAGGGCAUUUGCAAGGGAAACAUCAUAAGUUCACGAGAGCGGAUGCAGUCGUAGCAGCCGAAGAAGUCAAGGCACGGCCAGGAUUAAUUCCAUUCGCGAGCGAAUUACAAAUACCGACCCAGGCCAGCCAGCCGAUACCCCAUUUACCAUUA
Molecule: messenger RNA, 165 nt
Organism: Aplosporella prunicola CBS 121167
Lineage: Eukaryota; Fungi; Ascomycota; Dothideomycetes; Botryosphaeriales; Aplosporellaceae
Exons: 1
Source: RefSeq, a predicted model, not a curated record